Molecule: messenger RNA, 1669 nt
Organism: Rhodamnia argentea
Lineage: Eukaryota; Viridiplantae; Streptophyta; Magnoliopsida; Myrtales; Myrtaceae
Product: mannose-6-phosphate isomerase 1
Exons: 5
Coding region: 122-1438 (438 amino acids)
Biological process (GO): GDP-mannose biosynthetic process; carbohydrate metabolic process
Cellular component (GO): cytosol
Molecular function (GO): mannose-6-phosphate isomerase activity; zinc ion binding
Source: RefSeq, a predicted model, not a curated record
UUUUGCUCUCUCUCUCUCUCUAUCUGCCCCUCUCGUUUCUUCCCCUUUUUUUUUCCCUUUUUCUUUUUACGUCUUUGGUACGUCCCCACUCUCGUUACUCACGAGGGAGAAGCGGUGACAUAUGGAGUCCCAGUCCCCGAAACUGAAGAGGCUCCGAUGCUCCGUCCAGAAUUCUGAUUGGGGUCGCAGAGGGGAGGAAUCGCAGGUCGCCAAGCUGUUCGCGCUCAAUUCGGGCUCCGAAGCCGACGUCGAGAUGCCGUACGCCGAGUUCUGGAUGGGCACGCACGGGUCCGGACCUUCCUUCCUUUUACCGACCGGUUGUGACAAUGGGGGUUCGAAAACUUCUCGGGACGUCACUUUGAAGGCUUGGAUUUCGAGCAAUCCCGAUGUUCUUGGUGAUAAGGUCGUGGCCAAGUGGGGCUGCGAUCUCCCUUUCUUGUUCAAGGUGCUUUCAAUCGCAAAAGCAUUAUCAAUUCAGGCUCACCCAGAUAAGGAAUCCGCGAGGGCUUUGCACAAGGCACAUCCGAAUGUUUACAAGGAUGCUAAUCACAAGCCCGAGAUGGCUUUGGCAAUAACCAAGUUCGAGGCCAUCUGUGGAUUCAUUAGCACAGAGGAACUUAAACAAGUGCUGUGUGAUGUUCCUGAGAUCGUGGAAUUAGUAGGGAGUACAGAAGUGGAAAUAUUUAUAAGACUGGGUGACCAAGAAGAGGAGAAAGUCAAGUCUCAUCUGCAAUUGAUUUUUACCAAACUCAUGUCAGCUAGUGCAGAUGUAGUUGCUUUAGCGGUUUCCCAUAUAAAAAGUCGUUUGGAGUUGGAGAGUCAGGCGAGACCAUUGACAGAUAAGGAACAGCUGGUGCUGCGGCUAGAAAAGCAAUACCCAGCUGAUGUUGGGGUUAUUUCAGCAUUCUUCUUUAACUACGUGAGGCUUGAUCCAGGCGAGGCAUUGUAUCUUGGGCCAAAUGAACCUCAUGCAUAUGUAUCUGGUGAGUGUAUUGAGUGCAUGGCAACAUCUGACAAUGUUGUGCGAGCUGGCCUCACUCCUAAGAGCAGGGAUAUCCAGACACUUUGCUCCAUGCUCACUUACAAGCAGGGCUUUCCCGACAUCUUGAAAGGAGAACCUCUGAAUGCGUACAUAACGAGAUACAUUCCCCCAUUUGAUGAAUUUGAGGUUGAUCGCUGUGUUUUACCCAAGGGCACAUCUACCGUCUUUUCUGCAGUUUUGGGUCCUUCCAUUUUUCUUGUGACCAAUGGAACGGCAACAAUAAAUAUGGGGUGCAUGGAGCAAGAUGUAGUUGCUGAAGGCGAUGUUUUAUUUGUACCUGCGAACGUGGAAAUUCAUGUGACAUCUGUGACAGAGUUGCAAGUGUAUAGAGCAGGAGUCAACAGCAGGUUUCUUAAGUCUUGUGAGUUGGAAAACGGCACGAAAUCUCAGAUCUGAAUCAAGUCUAUGACAAAAGAUUUUGUCGUGCCCUCCGUCAGUCUCCAUUGCGUAUGUAUAUCAAUCGUUUUUAUCUGAUCGUGCAUGUACAUGCAUGGCCCUUGAGAUCAAGCGAGUCUUAUGGAGAAUUAUAACAGUUCUUCAUAGUAAAUGUGGAUUCUCUUGAUCUCAGGCAAAAGUGAAGCUCUUGCUGCAAUCUCCACAGGUCAAAAUUCUAGAGCAAAAUCCAAU